This is a messenger RNA of Solanum lycopersicum (tomato), 1670 nucleotides long. Its product is annotated as acyl-coenzyme A oxidase 4, peroxisomal. Gene Ontology annotation, biological process: fatty acid beta-oxidation. Gene Ontology annotation, cellular component: peroxisome. The record is from RefSeq and is a predicted model, not a curated record. NCBI's taxonomy places the organism in Eukaryota, Viridiplantae, Streptophyta, Magnoliopsida, Solanales, Solanaceae. Gene Ontology annotation, molecular function: flavin adenine dinucleotide binding; acyl-CoA dehydrogenase activity.
UUCUUAAUACAAACCUUGAUUUCCGUGCCAACUUUAUAUCCUUCAUUUUAUUUUCUUUUUUCAUCUUCAUCAUUCUGAAUUUUCUCUCAGUUGAAGAGUCCACAGAAUUCUUUUUUUUUUUUAUCCAUGAAAGUUCCACCAACUAAAACUCAAGAAGAAAUGUAUAAAGAGGCGAAAAGUUCCUAUUUUGAUCUACCAGCUUUGGAUGUUUCUGUUGCAUUUCCUCAAGCAACACCAGCGUCCGUCUUUCCUAAUUGCACUUCGGACUAUUAUCAGCUUGAUGAUCUCUUGACUUCUGAAGAGAAAGCCGUCAGACUGAAAGUGAGAGAGUGCAUGGAAAAAGAAAUUGCUCCUAUAAUGACAAAGUACUGGGAAAAAGCAGAGUUUCCGUUUGAAGUUAUUCCGAAACUUGGUGCUUUGAACAUAUCUGGUGGCACUAUAAAGGGGUAUGGUUGUCCAGGUUUAUCAGUAACUGGAAGUGCCAUUGCUCUAGCAGAAAUUGCCAGAGUAGAUGCAAGCUGCUGUACAUUCAUUUUGGUGCAUUCAUCUUUGGCAAUGCUCACUAUUGGACUAUUGGGAUCAGAAAUGCAAAGGCAAAAAUACUUACCAUCUCUGGCUGAUCUUAGCAGUAUAUCUUGUUGGGGUCUAACUGAGCCAGACUAUGGAAGCGAUGCAAGUGCUUUGAGGACCACUGCCACAAAGGUUGAAGGAGGUUGGAUCCUUGAAGGGCAAAAACGGUGGAUAGGAAACAGCACUUUUGCAGAUGUGUUGGUUAUAUUUGCCAGAAACGCAGCCACAAACCAAAUAAAUGGUUUCAUUGUACAGAAGGAUGCUCCAGGCUUGCAAUGUACUAAAAUAGAAAACAAAAUUGGGUUGCGGAUGGUUCAGAAUGGAGAUAUCCUCUUUAAGAAAGUGUUUGUUCCUGAUGAGGAUAGACUACCAGGUGUCAAUUCUUUCAACGAUACAAGUAAGGUGCUUGCUGUAUCACGUGUCAUGGUUGCAUGGCUGCCUAUAGGCAUUGCAAUGGGUGUAUAUGAUAUGUGUCACAGGUAUUUAAAAGAGAGGAAACAGUUCGGAGCUCCAUUGGCUGCUUUCCAGUUAAAUCAACAGAAGCUUGUUCAGAUGUUGAGCAACAUUCAGGCUAUGCUUCUUGUUGGAUGGCGUCUUUGCAAGUUGUAUGAGAGUGGUAAAAUGACUCCCGGUCAGGCUAGCUUGGGGAAGUCAUGGAAUACCUUGAGGGCUAGAGAGACCGUUUCUCUUGGACGGGAAUUACUUGGUGGUAACGGUAUCUUGACCGACUUCUUAGUGGCAAAGGCAUUCUGUGACUUGGAGCCCAUCUAUACGUUCGAGGGUACCUAUGAUAUCAACACUCUAGUAACAGGUAGAGAAAUUACAGGUCUUCCUAGCUUCAAGCCAGCACCAUUGAGGCCACAGAGUCGUCUGUAAAAUGCUUCAACCAUCUUCCUAUUCUCUGGAAAUUGUUCUGCUGAAUUCAGUGCACAUUAGAAUACUUGUGCAAAAAAAAUUGAACAAACUUGAGGAUGUUUAAUCUCUUCUAAUUUCCAGGAUCAUUAUCAUAAAUAAGUCUGAGAAUAAAGUUAACAUUGUUAUAUGUGAACAUGUUCAUUAUUGCGUAUUGAUUUGGCUAUGCAAGCCAGUAUCUGCAGUUA